UUGGAGCGAUUCUUCGAUGCAGACGAACGUCGGAGUUUGCGGAUUGUAAUAAAAACGACGCAAGACAGGGAGAGCGAAAAAGACAGAGAGAGCGCGAGAUCGAGUGACAGAGAGGGAAGGCAGACAGCGAAUAUCGAGCAUAAAGCAGAGUGCGCAACACGUGAAACAACAGCCGCCAAUUGGGUUUAAUUUGGAUCCAGAAAGUCGAGCGACAACAACGUGCCAGCUACGAGAUGUCCACCACAACCACAUCCAUUGAGGGCUACAAGCUCGGCAAGGUCAUCAUCGAGGGCAAAACGAAGCAGGUGUACGAUCUGCCGGAGCAGCCAGGACUGUGCCUGCUCCUCAGCAAGGAUCGCAUCACCGCCGGCGAUGGUGUCAAGGCCCACGAUCUGGCCGGCAAGGCGGAGAUCUCGAAUACCACCAACGGUCAGGUGUUCCGACUGCUCAACGAGGCUGGCAUUCGCACCGCCUAUGUGAAGCAGUGCGGCGCCAAGGCCUUCAUCGCCCGCAAAUGCCAGAUGAUACCCAUUGAGUGGGUGACCCGUCGCCUGGCCACCGGAUCGUUCCUCAAGCGCAAUGUCGGAGUGCCCGAGGGCCACAGGUUCUCGCCGCCCAAGCAGGAGACGUUCUUCAAGGACGAUGCCAACCACGAUCCCCAGUGGAGCGAGGAGCAGAUCGUCUCCGCCAAGUUUGAGCUGAAUGGCCUAGUGAUCGGCCAAGAUGAGGUGGACAUUAUGCGUAGAACCACGCUGCUGGUCUUCGAGAUACUGGAGCGGGCGUGGCAGACCAAGAACUGCGCCCUAAUCGACAUGAAAGUGGAGUUUGGUAUCUGCGACGAUGGCAACAUUGUGCUGGCCGACAUCAUUGAUUCCGAUUCGUGGCGUUUGUGGCCAGCCGGUGACAAGCGUUUGAUGGUGGACAAACAGGUGUACCGCAAUCUGGCAUCGGUGACGGCCAGCGAUUUGGAUACCGUGAAGAGGAACUUCAUUUGGGUGGCCGAACAACUGGCCGAUAUUGUGCCAAAGAAGGAUCACCUGGUUGUGAUACUGAUGGGCAGUGCCUCCGAUAUAUCGCACAGCGAGAAGAUUGCCACCAGCUGUCGAUCCCUCGGCCUCAAUGUGGAACUCCGUGUGAGUUCCGCCCACAAGGGACCGGAGGAAACGCUGCGCAUUGUCCGCGAAUACGAAUCGGUGAUGAGCAACCUGGUCUUUGUGGCCGUUGCCGGCCGUUCGAAUGGACUGGGUCCAGUCGUUUCCGGCAGCACCAACUAUCCGGUGAUCAAUUGUCCGCCCGUCAAAUCGGACAGCAUGCAGGUGGACGUUUGGUCCAGCUUGAAUCUGCCAUCGGGCUUGGGCUGUGCCACCGUUCUCUAUCCGGAGGCAGCUGCUCUGCAUGCGGCCACCAUUCUGGGGCUGGGCAACUUUAUGGUCUGGUCGAAACUGCGUGUCAAGUCGCUCAACAACUUCAUCACCCUCAAGAAGGCCGACAAGGAGUUGCGCGGCGUGCGAAAUGCUUAGUAGUUGGCCAUUGGCGAACUACUGCCGAUCACCUAGUGGUAUCAUAUCAUCUUUGGAUAUCAACAGGAGGCCACAUUGAGGAAUCCUCGUUCGGCGAUCAUCCAGGAAUCCCAUAAGGGUCAUCUUCAGAUCCCAUUCUUUGUUAAUUCUUCUACUCCCGUUUAUUUUUUUUUUAAACCCAAACAUUUUUUUAUUUUCGUUAGUAUUAGGAAAGGAUGACUUCAACUUGUUCUUGACAGGUUACCUCGAAAUAACAAAUAAUAAAAAUUAAAUUUUAAAUGUUA
Molecule: messenger RNA, 1804 nt
Organism: Drosophila teissieri
Lineage: Eukaryota; Metazoa; Arthropoda; Insecta; Diptera; Drosophilidae
Gene: Paics
Product: multifunctional protein ADE2
Exons: 5
Coding region: 234-1520 (428 amino acids)
Biological process (GO): 'de novo' IMP biosynthetic process
Molecular function (GO): phosphoribosylaminoimidazolesuccinocarboxamide synthase activity
Source: RefSeq, a predicted model, not a curated record